Molecule: messenger RNA, 1708 nt
Organism: Meriones unguiculatus (Mongolian gerbil)
Lineage: Eukaryota; Metazoa; Chordata; Mammalia; Rodentia; Muridae
Gene: Spo11
Product: SPO11 initiator of meiotic double strand breaks
Exons: 13
Coding region: 62-1252 (396 amino acids)
Biological process (GO): meiotic DNA double-strand break formation; reciprocal meiotic recombination; meiotic DNA double-strand break processing
Cellular component (GO): nuclear chromosome
Molecular function (GO): ATP binding; DNA topoisomerase type II (double strand cut, ATP-hydrolyzing) activity; DNA binding
Source: RefSeq, a predicted model, not a curated record
AGAACACCGGAAGGGUCUCCGAGCCAGGAGGCUUGAGAACGGCUUGCGGGUGUCGGCCAUCAUGGCGUUUGCGCCUAUGGGGCCUGAGACCUCGUUCUUCGACGCCCUGGAUCGUCACAGGGCUUCCCUGUUGGCCAUGGUGAAGAGUGGCGCAGGGGAGACCCCUGCCGAGGCCACCCAAGGGGCCUCUAGUUCUAAGGUCCUUACAGCUAUAGAAAAUAUUAUCCAAGACAUAAUCAAAAGCUUGGCAAGAAAUGAAGUGCCUGCCUUCACCAUAGACAACAGAUCAAGCUGGGAAAAUAUAAUGUUUGAAGAUUCUGUUGGCCUUCAGAUGAUCCCUCAGUGUACCACAAAAAAAGUUAAAAGUGAUUCACUAAAAUCAGUUAAAAAAUUUGCUCUAAUUCUGAAAAUAUUGUCCAUGAUUUAUAAAUUAAUACAGAGCAACACUUAUGCAACCAAGAGAGACAUAUACUACACUGACAGCCAGCUCUUUGGGAACCAGGCUACCGUGGACAACAUUAUAGAUGACAUUUCCUGUAUGCUGAAAGUGCCCAGGAGGAGCCUGCAUGUGCUAUCUACAUCCAAGGGACUGAUGGCUGGCAACUUGAGAUACACGGAGGAAGAUGGUACCCCAGUGCAGUGCACCUGCACUACCACGGCUACUGCUGUGCCAUCUAACAUCGAAGGAAUGCAGAAUCUGAUCACAGAUGCGAAGUUUCUGCUAAUAGUAGAGAAGGAUGCAACAUUUCAACGACUCCUGGAUGACAACUUCUGCAGCAGGAUGUCCCCGUGCAUCAUGGUCACGGGAAAGGGUGUUCCAGAUCUGAACACAAGGCUCUUGGUGAAGAAGCUAUGGGACACAUUUCAUAUUCCUAUUUUCACACUGGUAGAUGCUGAUCCACAUGGCAUCGAGAUAAUGUGCAUCUAUAAGUACGGAUCCAUGUCCAUGUCUUUCGAAGCCCACAAUCUCACUGUCCCAACAAUCAGAUGGCUUGGUCUCCUUCCUUCUGAUAUUAAAAGGUUAAAUAUACCUAAGAAGAGUUUGCUCCCACUGACAAAGUGUGACCAGGUGAAACUGGAUAGUGUCCUGAGGAGGCCUUACAUUACCCACCAGCCCUUCUGGAGAAAAGAGAUGGAAAUGAUGGCAGACUCUAAGAUGAAGGCAGAGAUCCAAGCCUUGGCCUGCCUGUCCUCAGACUAUCUUUCCAGAGUGUACCUACCCAACAAGCUGAGGUUUGGAGGAUGGAUAUAAAAUCACAGCUGAGUACAUGUACCACCAAGAGAAUUCCAACAGCUUGUUUGAACUGCAAACACUGGGUAAAGAAGUACCUAGUCUUAAUUCUGCAAUGGUAAAAAAUAAUUUUACAUUAAUAUAUUUUGUCAAAGCAAACUUCAUAGUGCUCUUUAGAAGGUUUGAUCUUCUGUAAAGACAGAUUCUUAAUCUAUGUUCUAGAGUGAUUAGAAAAUAGUUUGUUAAAUUUUAAAUUUUUAUUAGAAAAACUGUUGCACAUCAUAAAAGUCUAUCAAAGUAUUUACUUCCUGCAACACAGCUAGUGUAGACAUUUCACUAGCAACAAACUCAGGAAUCGAAACUUGAGAGGUUGCAAAGGAAUUGCAAGGUGUUUUCUAGUACUUUCUUUUGCCUCAUGGCAUAGAGCCUUUGCCCUGUUAAUGUACCUGUGAAACUAGUAAAGUUUAUUAUGAACAA